CGCCCCUUGGCACCCUCUCGGCCCCGCCCUGCCACUACGUCGGCGCCUGGAAGGGGAUCCGGGUUUCUCCCCUUUUGUCCUGCCAUUGGCUGGAGGUCUCGCCCAUCAAAGUAGAGGUAAAGUUUGUGAAAGAAGAGCAUGCAGCUGAAGCACCGGGGGGGAUCUAGAUGUUGUUUGAUUGAGAUGUCCUCUGUGGCUCGACCCAUAUAGAAGAUUUUUGCUCCCUUUCACCUUAGAACACUCAACUUGUGAGCAUUUGGCUGAGAACAUGGCAACGGAGGUGGCUACCAUGCUUCAGUUGCCAUAUGAGUCUACAGAUUCAAGCAGCAAGUCCUCAGUGGGACACAAUCAGACUCCAAAAAAGUCAGCGAUCAAAACAAGCCCACUAAAGCUCUUGGAUCCAGGUCGUUCAAAACUUACCACUGUUGAGACCAAGAGGAUCAUAUCUGUUUUGGAUGAGGCCAUCUUUAAGAUAGAAUUGAUCAGUCUGAUCUCUCACAUUACUGAAUUUCUGGAUGGCUUAAGCACUAUACUGGGAUCUGAGCUUCUGGGUACCCUUAAGGAGCAUGAGCGGCUUUCAAACAACAUGGUAGCUCUACUUACCCAGCUUCAAAGAGAAGGGCUCCUGAAGCAGGAAGAUGGAAGAGGGGACCUUGUAGGAACUGAGGAACAAAUCCGCCAUCUUCAAUUGCACCAGCAAGCUGUAAAAAGCUCUAUCAGAAAUAUUCUGAGACUCUUUCAGGCUGACCCUCUAGCUUCUCAAGCCAUCAGAGAUGAGGCCUAUGCUAGGGAUUUAUCAUCUGAAUUAUUUAUCAAAGGCCUUUCAGAGUUCCGGGGCUUCUUGUUUGAGAAACUCCUGACUAGUCCCUUAGAAGAACAAGAAAAGAUUCAAUUCAUGGAAGAAAUCUCUCUCCGGGAUAAGAAAAACACUGAAACCAUCGCAGCUUUAGAGGCAGAACUUGCAACGGCAAUCCAGAGUCGAGACGAUGAGAUUAUGAAAAAGAAUGCUGCAAUCAGGGAUCUCAAAAGCCAUUUACUUCAUCUGGAGAAGUUCUCUGAAAGCCACAUCCAGCGCACCAAGCAGGAAGCAGAGAAACUCCAAAAAGGGGAGCUGCGAAUUUCCCAGGCAAAGUGUGCCAAGAUACAGCAGGAUAUACAGCAGCUAAGAGCACAGCUCAAUGUUCUCAUCAUAGACAAUCGAGACUCAGAGCUGGCUCUCAGAAAGAAGAAGUACAAAGUGGAGAUGGAAAUCGAGAACUGGAUCCAGAAAUAUGAUGCUGACAUGGGAGAAAAACAGACUGAGUAUGAGGAAGUCGAUGCUGUCUAUACUGAAGAGAAGGCCCAGCUAGCUCAGCUGAAGGAGAAGUAUGCCGUGCUUGAACAAGAGUAUUCCCAGAUCAAGGAAGAGAGGAGGCGAUCCCACGAGAAGAAGGAAAGAGCUGAGAGGGAACUGGCUAUCAUGGUCCGUGCUGCCACCCACAUUCAGGCCUUCUGGAAGGGCUACUUGGUUAGGUCACUGUUAAAGUCAAAGAGAAAGAAGAAGGGCAAAGGCAAGAAGGGCAAGAAAUAAAUUAGUUCCAACCUUUCCCCUCGCUCUCUCUUCCCAACAUUGCAGAUAUUUCCCCUUGGACCUCAGCUAUCUAGGAUGUCUUCACUUCAACCAACCAAAUAACUGCUGCAGGAUGUCUAUGGUUUUUAUAUACACAAAUUUGGCAUGUAAAAGUGAUUCUAUCAUAAAUAAAUGUCAGCCAACAUGUCAGACUUCCAGGUGGUAUAUUUUAAUUGCUUUUGGCCCAAAUUUAAGAGAAGAAGGAUGAUCUUGUAGUUAAAGCACUGGACUGGGAGCUGGACCUCCUGAGUUCCAUCCCCAGCUCUACCACACAUGGACUGUGUGACCUUGUACAAGUCACUUAGGGCCCAUUCUUGUGUUUGUGCCCUCUCACUCUCUCUCCUCCUUUCCCUCCUAAUGACUUUAAUUAUUUAGGAGAGAUUGAGGGAUCCCUGCUACAGAAUAUCCCCUUCUCCGUCAUCACUAAUUUUUAAAUUGAGAUUGGAUGUUUUUCUAAAAGUUAUGCUCUUGCUCAAACAGGAAUUAAUUCAGGGAAAUUCUGUGCCCUGUGUUAUGUAGAAGUUUAGACUAGGUGAUCAAUAGUCCCUUCUGGCCUUCUAAUAAAUGAGUCUAUGGAAAAAACAAAUCCCCUACAAAGCCUUAUUCCCAGAGAGACUGACUGCCCACAGCCCAUCCCACCUGCAGCAUCACUUCCACAGAGACACUGAUGUUAUAUCCCUAACUCACCACAGGAGGGCAGGCUCUGUGCACCUCUUGCAUGUGUCUAACCCCUACAGGAUAGUAGCAGUGUCUGUAAGGUUUUGCGUCAUGUCUCAAAGCUACCUGUGUGUGUGUGUGUGUUGCACAGUUCUUUCCAUGUAAGAAUACUGGGGGACAGGGUGCAAUUGUUUGAUGGACCACUGGAAAGGCCACAGAUUCACGUGCAAGGGACCAGUCUCAGAUCCAGUCUCUCAGAAGUGAUUUAAAAAAACCAAAACAGAUGCCCUCUUCCUAGCUUCUUUCCUUUCAAAUUUUACACAGCCCCAUGACGACUUUUACUGCACAAUGGCUUGGCUGGUCUCAUGGCAAAGCUUCUUGCUUUGUUUACAAAUGCUCCCAGAUUCCCGUCCUAGCUAGGCUCUUACAGACACCUUCAGUAACCUCUUAUGUGUGUAUAUAUAUAGAGAGAGAGAGACCCCAUGAUUUAUUUAGUUCUUCCUGUUAUAUCCAGGAAAAGGCUGGGUCAGGAGUAACCGCAUCUAAUAUUUUAAGACUCUAGAUUUGUUGCUGGAGUCCUAGCCUUAGCUUCAGUGUCCCUUACUUUCCUAUCCUGACAGCCUGUUGCAGCCUGGACUCCCCUUAAUGGUUCUUUCUGAGGCCUCUGGUUUUUAAGUCCCUCUGAAGAAGUGGGCUGUAGUCCACGAAAGCUUAUGCUCUAAUAAAUUUGUUAGUCUCUAAGGUGCCACAAGUACUCCUGUUCUUUUUAUGUUUUACUGUGUGCUCUGUAUAGCUUUUUGGCUGUUCUGGCUGGGAUGAAGGGGUUGUUUUUCUGUUUCCCGUUUCACAGAGGUGUUCUGUGAUCUAUUGGGUCUUCAUUUGACCCCACUACUACCACCAGAUAGUGAUUACAGAGACCCAGG
Molecule: messenger RNA, 3189 nt
Organism: Trachemys scripta elegans
Lineage: Eukaryota; Metazoa; Chordata; Testudines; Emydidae
Gene: DRC10
Product: IQ motif containing D
Exons: 5
Coding region: 269-1570 (433 amino acids)
Molecular function (GO): protein binding
Source: RefSeq, a predicted model, not a curated record